Molecule: messenger RNA, 1719 nt
Organism: Pieris brassicae (large cabbage white)
Lineage: Eukaryota; Metazoa; Arthropoda; Insecta; Lepidoptera; Pieridae
Product: pre-mRNA-splicing factor RBM22
Exons: 7
Coding region: 180-1502 (440 amino acids)
Cellular component (GO): Prp19 complex; U2-type catalytic step 1 spliceosome; U2-type catalytic step 2 spliceosome
Molecular function (GO): pre-mRNA binding; metal ion binding; U6 snRNA binding
Source: RefSeq, a predicted model, not a curated record
GGUAUAUCUCGUUUUUGGUGAGUGAUGUGCCAGUCUUAGAUAGUUAUUUUAUUCAAUUCAGAAUAAUUUUAAAAGAUAAUAUAAAGUCUAUGAAACAUAACAAUUAAUCGAUAAUAAAUUAAAUCUUGAUCCACUCCGAAGCUUCUUUUUAAGUGACGGUUUCAAUAUAACCUAGCAACAUGGCUAUGUCAAAAUCUACAAAUACUUACAAUCGACAAAAUUGGGAAGAUUCCGACUUUCCUAUUUUAUGUCAGACAUGUCUUGGAGACAAUCCUUAUAUUCGUAUGACAAAAGAAAAAUAUGGAAAAGAAUGUAAAAUUUGUAUUAGACCAUUUACUGUCUUUCGUUGGUGUCCAGGUGCUAGAAUGCGUUUUAAAAAAACAGAAAUUUGUCAAACAUGCUCAAAACUUAAAAAUGUUUGUCAAACAUGUCUCCUAGAUUUAGAAUAUGGUUUACCUAUUCAAGUUCGAGAUGCUGCUUUAAAAAUACAGGAUGAUCUACCUCGGAAUGAAGUUAAUAAGGAGUAUUAUAUACAGAACUUAGAUAGCGAAAUGGCUAAGUUUGAUCCAACUCAACCAAGCAAUUCCUCUCUAAAAACAAAAGGGUCUUCAGACUUACUGUUACGCCUGGCAAGAACUGCACCAUAUUAUAAAAGGAAUAGACCACAUGUGUGUUCAUUUUGGGUUAAGGGUGAAUGCCGCAGAGGUGAAGAAUGUCCCUAUAGACAUGAAAAGCCAACUGAUCCUGAUGAUCCCUUAGCUGAUCAAAAUAUUAAGGACAGAUACUAUGGUGUAAAUGAUCCUGUGGCUGAGAAGCUUAUGCGGCGUGCAGCAGCAAUGCCUGCAUUACCACCACCAGAAGACAGGACGGUGACAACUCUGUACAUAGGGAAUUUGCCUGAGAAUAUCACAGAAGAUGAACUGAGAGGACAUUUCUAUCAAUAUGGUGAAAUAAGGCAACUGACCUUAGUUCCAAGGGCACAAUGUGCCUUUGUGCAGUAUACAACAAGGAGUGCAGCUGAGCAUGCUGCAGAUAAGACAUUCAAUAGAUUGGUGAUAGGAGGCAAGAGACUCACAAUAAAAUGGGGCAAAUCUCAAGGCCGUCAAGGAAAUAAUGAUAAGAGUGAAAUGGCGCCCCCACUAGAGCCCGUUCCUGGUUUGCCUGGAACUCUACCUCCACCGCCGGCUUAUUUACACCCAUUCCCACCUCAGAUGCCACCUCCAAACCGUCCCAAUGACUUCUUCAAUCUGCACCACUAUGGUGGGCCUUGGGGUGGUUGGGGUGGACCUCCACUCCCCCCAGGUCCGCCGGGCAUGCCCCCUGGGCCCCCAGGUAUGCCACCUGGAAUGCCGCCUGGUCCACCUGGCAUGCCGCCGGGACCACCCGGAAUGCCACCAGGUCCACCUGGCCCACCGCCAGGUCCACCCUUGGCUUUGCAUUAUCCCAGCCAAGAUCCAGCGCGUUUAGGUGCCCAUGCGCACGCAUCUGCCCCACAAACUUAAUUUGUAGCUAUGUGUAAUAGAAUUAAAUAUGACUCUUAGAUUUAAGUCUUAAUUUUUUUAAUUGAGUAGAUGAUGGACAUUUUGAAAUAUCACAAUGUAAGUAUCAAAAUACUAAAUCUAAUGUAUGCAUUUUUGUACAGUGCUACGAUAUAACUUUGUAACAUAAUGUCUGUGUAUUUUGAAAUAAGGUAUAGAAAUAUAUAAAUUUUCAAAAAUG